AUGUCCUCAAGACUUGCUGCCCACAACCUCCUCCUGACCACAUCCCGCACCUGCGCCCCCCUGGCCAGCAUCGUCCGCUCCUCGCGGCCCUUCUCAUCCCGGCCCAAAGCCAGUAGCAUGCGCGACCCAGCCGUGCACAUGCCCGUCGCUCCCGCUCCCGCCACCGAAUCCCAAGUCCCCGCCGAAAACCUCGAGACCAGCCCUCCCGAGCCCAAGAAAUCGCUAAUGCAGCCAGACAAGCACGAUUACUUCACCGAAGCGGCGUGGCCGCAUCCGAUAUACACGCGCGCCGAGAUGGAGGCGAUUGCGUUUGCGCACCGGAACGCGACGACGUGGUCGGAUAAGGUCGCGCUGCUGACGAUGAGGACGCUUAGGCAUUGCUUUGAUUUCGCGACGGGGUAUCAUCAUCCGAAACCCGGGCGCGAAAAUGAUCCUGCGGUCGCGAUGACGGAGAGGAAGUGGCUAAUUCGCAUUGUCUUUCUCGAGAGUAUCGCCGGCGUACCUGGAAUGGUCGCUGGCAUGGUCCGCCAUCUGCACUCCCUGCGCGCGCUCAGAAGAGACCGCGCGUGGAUCGAAAGUCUUCUCGAAGAAGCCUACAACGAGCGCGUCCACCUCCUCACGUUCCUCAAGAUCUACAACCCCGGCUGGUUCAUGCGCCUCAUGCUCCUCGGCGGCCAAGGCGUUUUCUUCAACCUCUUUUUCGCCGCAUACCUCGUUUCCCCACGCACCUGCCACCGCUUCGUCGGGUAUCUCGAAGAAGAAGCCGUGCUGACCUACACGCGCUGCAUCAAAGAUUACCGCGCAGGCAGACUUCCCGAGUUUGAAAAACUCGAGGUUCCAGAUAUCGCGAAGCAGUACUGGAAAAUGGGCGACGACUGCACGAUGGAAGACCUGCUGCUGUACAUCCGCGCCGACGAGGCAAAGCACCGCGAGGUCAACCACACGUUUGGGAAUCUCAAUCAGAAAACAGAUCGGAAUCCGUUCGCGCUCAAGGUCGAGAACGGGAAACCGCAGCCUAGUAAGGGGCUUUCGCCGAUGAAGCCGACGGGUUGGGAGCGCGACGAGAUCGCGGCGUGA
Molecule: messenger RNA, 1077 nt
Organism: Myxozyma melibiosi
Lineage: Eukaryota; Fungi; Ascomycota; Lipomycetes; Lipomycetales; Lipomycetaceae
Product: putative alternative oxidase AlxA
Exons: 2
Coding region: 1-1077 (358 amino acids)
Biological process (GO): alternative respiration
Cellular component (GO): mitochondrion
Molecular function (GO): alternative oxidase activity
Source: RefSeq, a predicted model, not a curated record